AUGUCUCGAUGGCUCUUCCUACAUAUAGCAUCAUCAUUGGCGACGCGGUAUGGGUGUUUCACUCUCCGAUCUGAUGCCAACGGUAGGAUCAAAUUGUUGACGAUACAGAAGUGCACUGCUGCAAUUAGGCUGCUGGCCUAUGGCAGACCGGCUGACAUGUUCGACGAAUACUUGCACAUGGGCGAGACGGCUAGCCUACAGGUUUUGAGACAGUUUUGUAGGAGCAUCAUCACGAUAUUUGGUAGAGAGUAUCUCCGAAAGCCACACCGCCGACUGCCAGAUACUGCUUACUAUGCACGAGAGAGUGCACGGUUUUUCAGGGAUGAUGGACAACAUAGAUUGCUUGCACUGGGAAUGGAGGAACUGCCCGGUGGCUUGGAAAGGGCAGUUCACUACCGGGUUCAAAUGCAAACACCUGACGAUAAUCCUGGAAGCUGGUCUAACAACGACAUCAGUGUUCUGCAGUUGUCACAUCUCUUCAAUAGCAGUACUGGCGUGAGGGUCCAAAAAUUUGUUUCGUAG
This is a messenger RNA of Salvia hispanica, 522 nucleotides long. RefSeq lists its product as uncharacterized. The record is from RefSeq and is a predicted model, not a curated record. NCBI's taxonomy places the organism in Eukaryota, Viridiplantae, Streptophyta, Magnoliopsida, Lamiales, Lamiaceae.